Molecule: messenger RNA, 1756 nt
Organism: Caenorhabditis elegans
Lineage: Eukaryota; Metazoa; Nematoda; Chromadorea; Rhabditida; Rhabditidae
Gene: otpl-2
Product: Otopetrin-2
Exons: 8
Coding region: 1-1731 (576 amino acids)
Biological process (GO): proton transmembrane transport
Cellular component (GO): plasma membrane; membrane
Molecular function (GO): proton channel activity
Source: RefSeq, marked reviewed
AUGACUAAUAUUGUUGUCAGACGAGACAGCCAAACCCUCGAGGCUUCUAAAACUCAAAAUUCUACAUUGAUAACCACACCACUUGCAAUGACUUCUGACAAUAACCAUGAAAAUAUGAAACGUUGGACGAAAAACCCGGAAGCAAGAAUUUUCUGCAUCAACACACUCUCUGCUUUAUACGCUCUGAUCCUGACAAUGAUUGCAUUUGUAAUAGAAAUCUCUCCAACGUGGCGAUCCCAAGAAAUGUGGCUUGAAUAUUCAAUAUUUGGCGUUCUGAUGUACCUAUUUGCAAUUUUGUAUUUCACCUAUUUUUAUUUAUUUGUUAUAUAUCCCAAUAUUAUCAACUCAAUUAUCUACUUUUUGCAUCGGAGGGGACGAAUAGCUUCCUUGCACAGAUGGCUUCUAGAAGAGCCCGUUUUUAAUGGAGAAGGCGCUGGAACAAUGUAUCUGAGAAUCGGAACUUUAUUUUUCGGAUCCAUGGGAGCCGUGCUUUAUAUAACUGAAAUUUUAUUGUGUUUCUUUGAUACGCAACGAAAUGGAAUUUAUGUCACCAAGUACACACUUGCAGUCGCAUUUAUCUAUAUGCAAAUGCAUUUUAUUUUUUCAAAUUCUAAGGUUCUGCUGAAAAGUUCAAAUGCAAUUGCAAAGUUUGGAUUGAUGCACUCAGUUGCUGUGAAUUUGUGGACGUGGCUUUCCAUUUGUCUUAUAAAAUCGGAUAUGAAGCACUCCAAAAAAGAAAUGAAACACGCUGAGGAUGGUCUCAAAAACCAAACAGCUACAAAUGUUCUAGCUCAAUGGUCCUACAAUUUAACUACCAACUCAUUUGGUGCUCACGACAAACAGCUGAGAACAAUUGUCAAAAUGGGGAGCAGUGCGAAUUUACUUCUCACUUGCCUUGUCGAGUUCUCAUUGAUUGCUGCAGUUAUAUGCUUUAUCAUUUGGAAAAACGAUCAUCCGAAUCCAGGAAAUUCUGAGAAAAAGCCAAAGAAACAAAGUGUUCGUUUUGACUGCAAUGGAACUUCUGUUGGAUUAUUCACUGCGAUUUUCAUACACAUUAUAUCAGUGGUUGUUAUUGGAUUGCACGGAAUUUAUAUGAAAGACCACAACGAAAAAGUGGCUGACCAACUGAUUGGAUACACAGAUGUCUUGAUGUUCGUGAUACUACUUUUUGCAUGUCUUCUUGCACUAUUUCAAAUGCGAAAACUACAGUACACUUCACAUGUGCAUGGAGAAGUUAUUGAUGAUAUCUUGUUGAUUGUGGGAUUGGCUGGAGAAUGUGUAUAUUCGUGUGCUGCAAUCGAUUUAUAUGUAAAUGAAAAGUUGAUGGAUCGUCCGGUUCCUUAUAUCACAAUGAUUGCGUUUUCAUUGAGAAUCACUGAAGUUAUAGUUCAGACAUUGUUCAUUCUAAUAGCUGCGAGAAUGAGAAGCUCACCACUUAGCAACAAACAACCUGGAAAACAAGUUAUAACUUUUCUUUUGAUCUGCAACAUCAAUCUGUUUAUCUAUCACACAUUUGAAACAACAGAAUCCAGUUUUGGGUUUCCUGCCAAAGUGUCAGAAGUCUACACGGUGAUGCUUACCAUUGCGUCUCCAAUCGUGGUCUUCUACAGGUUUCAUAGUUCGGCGUGUUUGGCAGAAAUCUGGAAGAAUACGUAUUUGCGGAACGGUCACGAUGCGAACGUUGGGCCUGCAGAUUCUAAUGAAAAAUUAAUGAUGAUUGAUAAAUUGUAAAAACUUUGAAAUAAAUAUUUUGUUU